GUGAGGAACCAUCACCUGAUAAAGGUGCGAAAGGCAGAAGAACCUUGUACGGACGAGGGGCAAGUCACAGCACCAUCAGCAGACCGCCUCCUCCUCUGCUGUAGCAACACUGCUCCUUCAUCAUCCUCCUGCUCUUCCUCUUGUGCCGACUGUGCUGUUGAUCGCCAGUCUGCAGGAGUCUUCUGCGUCUGCACAGGAGUCAUUCCUUCUUCUUCACAUUAUUUAUUGAUUUUGGACGAAAUCUGGGAGAGUCGAGGAGAUGAUGGGCAACAAAGAGCGACGUGUAGUGAACGUGAAAGGCUUACUGAGGAGGAACUGGCUGCUUAUUGCGACGGUUCUGUCGGUAUUGAUCGGUAUCAGUUUGGGUGUUGUGGUGAGGGAGUAUGCGUCCCUUUCCCAUCUCCACAAGCAGUAUUUCGGCUUCCCAGGAGAGAUCCUGAUGCGAAUGCUGAAACUGGUCAUCCUUCCACUCAUCAUUUCAAGUAUGAUCACAGGUGUUGCAGCCCUUGACUCGGAGGUGUCAGGAAAGAUAGGUCUCAGGGCUGUUAUCUAUUACUUCUCAACAACUAUCAUUGCAGUUAUUCUCGGAAUUAUUUUAGUGAUGACGAUCAAACCGGGUGUGUCUCAAGAAGCUGAGAACAUUGACAGAGCAGGGACCACCCCCAAUGUUACUACUGUUGAUACACUGCUGGAUCUCCUGAGAAACAUGUUUCCAGAAAACCUGGUGCAGGCUUGUUUUCAGCAGUACAAAACAAAGCGGAAAGAGCUGGAGCCAGUGAAAGUGUUGACCAACACCACCACGAUUGCACCUCUUGCUACUACAGUCAUGACAGUCGUAGAGAACAUCACUAGGGAGUAUAAAAUUGUUGGAGCGUAUUCAGAUGGAAUAAACGUACUGGGCCUCAUCGUGUUCUGUGUGGCUUUUGGACUUGUUAUUGGAAAGAUGGGAGACAAAGGCCGAAUACUCCUGGAAUUCUUCGAUGCCCUGAAUGAAGCCACCAUGAAACUAGUGCAGAUAAUUAUGUGCUACAUGCCGUUUGGUAUCCUGUUCCUUAUUGCUGCAAAGAUCAUUGAGGUGGAAGACUGGGAGAUCUUUAGGAAGAUGGGUCUUUAUAUGGUGACUGUGCUGAGUGGAUUAGCUAUCCACGCCACCAUCUGUCUGCCUCUCAUUUUCUUCAUCAUUGUGAGGAAGAAUCCCUACACAUUCACCCUAGGAAUGGCUCAGGCCUUGGUGACAGCCCUUAUGAUUUCUUCCAGGUCAGUAAACCUUUUUUCUUUUGCAUUUCACUUAUUAAGAUCCUAUCUGCCCAUCUUUAAGGGAAGUCAAUUCCUCACAAUGUGUUUCAGCUCUGCUACGCUACCUGUAACCUUCCGCUGUGCUGAGGAGAACAACCACAUUGACAAGAGGAUAACUCGCUUCGUGCUCCCAGUGGGUGCCACCAUUAACAUGGACGGCACAGCACUCUAUGAGGCAGUGGCUGCCAUUUUCAUCGCCCAGCUUAAUGACUACCCUCUGGAUGUGGGCCAGAUUGUCACUAUCAGCAUAACAGCAACAGUUGCCAGUAUUGGAGCAGCAGGAGUCCCCAAUGCUGGACUUGUCACCAUGGUGAUUGUAUUGACGGCUGUCGGACUACCUGCCAGUGAUGUUACACUGAUAGUUGCUGUGGACUGGCUUCUGGACCGCUUCCGUACAAUGAUCAAUGUUCUGGGUGAUGCCUAUGGAGCCGGGAUAGUUCAGAAACUAUCCAAGAGGGAGUUGGAGAGGAUGGAUCUGAUUUCAGACGUGGAUGUCGCUAACCCGUUCGCCCUGGAAACAACUCUAGAUGACGAGGAAUGUGAGAAAAAAUCUUACGUCAAUGGAGGCUUCACUGUCGAUAAGACGGAUGCAAUUUCCUUCACAGAAACCUCCCAGUUUUAGCUUGGAUCACAGGAGAGAGAAAUGCCACACAUACAGGAAGGAUUCAACCAGCCCAUCUGAGUUCAAGCAUCAGCAACAGCUGCCUUCAUUAAGCUUAGAUGAACAUGAUCACCUGCUAUUUUGAAUAUUGAAAACCACUAGAUUCAAGUGCUUCCUUAUUAAUCUAAAGCUGUGCCAAGAUUUUGAAAAGCCCCAUUUAGAUAGAUAAGGCUGAAAAGCUUCUUGCAAAGAGCACUUUAUCAAUAUGUCCUCCUGAUGAUAUAUCCCUUAAGGAGGGAUGUGGUGUUUGUGAGUCUGUAAUAAAAAAAAAUGCAUUGUUUACUCCUUGACGAGGCAAGAAGACUCUAAAUAUCCCAUAAUGCACUGCUUGUGUAAUAAUUAGGGAUGCUCCGAUCCGUUUUUUCGCUGCCGAUCUCUACCGAUCUCCGAUCAUUGCCGAUUGCCAAGGAUGGCUGUUAAUUUUUUGCUGUAGGCAUAAAUAUACUAUAUUAUGUGACAAAAUGGAAGAAUGAUCUGGCAAUAAAUUGACCUAAUUUAGACACAACAGACACCCUAUUUUAAUACAUAUCUAAAACCUGUUUUUAAAAGUUACAUGCUGCAGCUUUACGUUCGGUGCAUAGUGGCAGUCUAAGAGAAAGAAGAUCGCAGCGUCUUACACCGCCAGCUGGAAGACUUCAAUUAUUUUUCAGGUUAAUUAUUUAGCUUUCUGACCGUGAUGCUAAUCCGGGUGAAUGUUGGUAGUUGUUCUUUACUUUACCCACUGUCUGACCGCUCCGGAUGUCAUUUUUUAUGUGCAGUGAGUCUCAGUGUAGCCAAACUCCAUCAAGUGUUUGUUUUUUAAAUGUCAUUAGAUUUAUUGAUGCAUUUCAGCCCCCAGGUAAUUUUCCGCCGCAAACGUCUCCAUUCAUUCUCAGAGCAUUAUGUUCUACUAGACAGAAUCUUUUGCCACGCACUUGCACUGUUGCACGUUCACACUGCGCUUUUGACGCAGACUGUGGAAUGAGAUAAAUAUGAUCGGUUUUGAUGAUCGGCAACAAGAGACAGUGAUCAGCAAUCAUCAAUCAUACACUUUUUCAUGUAAAUCAGACAAUUAUGAUCGGUGACUGAUCGAUCUGCACAACUCUAGUAAUAUUGUGUACCUUUAUGUGUAUUUGAACUGUGCCAAAUGUAUGACAAGUUGCAUGAAGCAAUAUGCUAUGAUUAUUUAUCUGUGGUUGCAGACUAACUGUCAGUGAGAACUUUUUAAAGACUGGUUCAUGCAUAUUGAAUAUUGAUGGCUGAUAUCAAUGAACACUGUGAAAUUCUUCUUUUAUCCGAAACAUCUAUUAUUGAUAUAUUGCCAAAUAAGAAAAAAAUAUAAAAAUUGUAUUCAUGUGUGAGAAUACAUAAAUGUCACCUCCCCAUUGGUGUUUGUUGCCGCUAUACAUCAGAGCCUGUUUUGGUUUUUGGCCUUCAUUGUGCAGUGAUUAUUUUACAUUUUUUUGUAAUUUAUAAAAGUUAUGUCAAUAAAGACAGUUUUAUGUCUUUAAUAGACUAAAAAUAACCACAACCAUAAUUGCUGAGAGCUUUGUCAGUUUAGAGAAAUGGAUUGGCUUCUUAAAGGCAAAGAAAGGUUACUCUGCUCAGACCAGGGCUUGCAUAUGGACAAAUGUCCAUAUGCAAGUGCAACAUCCAUGAUGAAGCAUGCUGAACAAACAGAUUUGGACAUUUAUCAGGCAGGAGCUGCUUUCUGUGAGUCUUUUCAUGUGGAUAUAUAAUAAAGAUGUGGCAAAUA
This is a messenger RNA of Poeciliopsis prolifica (blackstripe livebearer), 3692 nucleotides long. RefSeq names its product solute carrier family 1 member 1 (gene slc1a1). Gene Ontology annotation, cellular component: plasma membrane. Gene Ontology annotation, molecular function: glutamate:sodium symporter activity; L-cysteine transmembrane transporter activity; L-glutamate transmembrane transporter activity. The record is from RefSeq and is a predicted model, not a curated record. The transcript is spliced from 11 exons. Lineage: Eukaryota; Metazoa; Chordata; Actinopteri; Cyprinodontiformes; Poeciliidae. Gene Ontology annotation, biological process: L-glutamate transmembrane transport. The coding region runs from base 260 to 1918 and encodes 552 amino acids.